Messenger RNA from Alligator mississippiensis (American alligator), 945 nucleotides. RefSeq names its product olfactory receptor 2T33-like. The record is from RefSeq and is a predicted model, not a curated record. Gene Ontology annotation, molecular function: olfactory receptor activity; G protein-coupled receptor activity. Lineage: Eukaryota; Metazoa; Chordata; Crocodylia; Alligatoridae. The transcript has a single exon. Gene Ontology annotation, cellular component: membrane. Bases 1 to 945 code for a protein of 314 amino acids. Gene Ontology annotation, biological process: G protein-coupled receptor signaling pathway.
AUGGAGACACACAAUACAACUUCACCAACAGAAUUUGUUCUGCUGGGACUCCUGCACCACACCAAAGCUCACACUUUCGUCCUUGCCAUCAUUUUGCUUGCCUUGGUUACUGCCAUGUCUGGGAAUACUCUCCUCCUAGUACUAAUCCAGGUGGAUUCCUCCCUUCACACCCCCAUGUACUUCUUCCUCAGUCAACUGGCCUUCAUGGACAUCUGUCAGGCCCUGAUUGUAGUCCCCAAAAUGGCAGCAGACUUCCUGACCCCAGGCAAUCCCACUUCUCCAGCUGGCUGUGGGGCUCAGAUUUUCCUCUCACUGACGAUGGGUGGAGCUGAGUGUCUCCUUCUGGCAGUCAUGGCUUACGACAGGUAUGUAGUUAUUUGCAAACCCUUGCAAUACCCUGUCCUGCUGAACAGGAGAGUCUGCCUGGGGCUGGCAGCUGGGGUCUGGGUUGGGGCAGCUGCAGAUGCUUUGAUCCAUUCAGUUCACACCAUGGACCUGCCCUACUGUGGUUCCAAAUAUAUCGACCAAUUUGUUUGUGAAAUCCGAUCCCUGCUGAAACUGUCCUGCUCUGACACCUCCCAGUACGAGACUCUGCUGUAUGUGACUGGCAUUGUGCUGCUCCUCAUCCCUUCUUCCAUCAUACUAGCGUCCUACCCUCGCAUCCUCUCCAUGGUCCUGAGGAUGAAGUCAACCAAAGGACAGCAGAAAGCUCUGGCCACUUGCUCCUCGCACCUGACUGUGGUGGGCAUGUUUUAUGAGGCUGCCAUCGUCAUGUACAUGAGACCCAACGCCUCUGACUCACCUGAACAAGACAGGAUGUCCCCUGUGUUUUGUACCAUUGUCACCCCAGUGCUGAAUCCACUCAUCUACAGCCUGAGGAACAGGGAUGUCUUGGGAGCCCUAAGAAAGCUGGUUGGGAAAUACAGAGUCCUUCAGCAAAAUUGA